AUCACGCGUUGAAAUACUGAAAAUUUGGAAUAAAUGUGUCAUGAAGCAAAGCACAUAGCGUGGGAAGCUCAAAUAAAUAUAAACGUCCGUCCUACUUUUUCUUUAAUCUUUUCCUACCUCUGACGCGUUUAUUUAUCUAAUACGCGUCUUUCCAAUUUUCUAUUGUAUUAAGGAACCAUAGCACCACUUUCCCCCUAAAAAUUAAACCUAUAUAUACACAUUUUUCCAUCCAUACUUUCAAUCACAUAACUUCCAAUUCCUCUCGUCCUUCAAUUCUCUUUCAUAAUUUUAUCUUCAUCAUGACUCACUUCGAUAAUCACCAACAAGCCCCUGUAUCAUAUCCAGGACCAGGUGAGGCCUAUUCGACAGGUCAAUAUGUUACUGCCCCACCACCUAUGGGUUAUCCUUCCAAAGAGGGUACUGAAGGGUACCCCCAACAAAGGAUUCAAGAUCAAACCACAAGCAGGGGUGAUGGUUUCUGGAAAGGAUGUUGUGCUGCUCUAUGUUGCUGCUGUGCACUGGAUAUUUGCUUUUAAGUUCUGAUUGAAUCAUACAAACAUAUUGUGCUUUUUGAAACUACAAUUUGUUAACCCUAUUGUAUUCUUUGUAAUUUGUAGACGAAUAAGGAUUUUUUAUCUUUCUAGAGAUUAUGUAUUUGUGUCCAUUUGAUGGAUGUUAUUUGUUUACCUUGUGUAUUUGAAACUUUGUAUGUGAUGUAUUUAGUCAUUUGUAAUAUAUUUUUUGUCAAUAAAAAAAAAAAAAAAAAAAAAAGAUUUU
Molecule: messenger RNA, 777 nt
Organism: Cicer arietinum (chickpea)
Lineage: Eukaryota; Viridiplantae; Streptophyta; Magnoliopsida; Fabales; Fabaceae
Product: protein CYSTEINE-RICH TRANSMEMBRANE MODULE 9-like
Cellular component (GO): plasma membrane
Source: RefSeq, a predicted model, not a curated record